Molecule: messenger RNA, 4588 nt
Organism: Anoplophora glabripennis (Asian longhorned beetle)
Lineage: Eukaryota; Metazoa; Arthropoda; Insecta; Coleoptera; Cerambycidae
Product: ral GTPase-activating protein subunit beta
Exons: 25
Coding region: 110-4588 (1492 amino acids)
Biological process (GO): regulation of small GTPase mediated signal transduction; activation of GTPase activity
Molecular function (GO): GTPase activator activity
Source: RefSeq, a predicted model, not a curated record
GACAGUGACAGUGACAGAGAGGUUGAGGUUUUUAGUUAAAAGAUGCGAUGAAUUUGUAAAUCAUCAGUAUUCUUUAAUCGUAUAUAAGAUUACUAAAAAAGGCUUGCAUAUGAAUUUGGGGUUGUUCAAUCGUAUGAACUUAAAGGAAAGCAGUGAAAGCAAAGGGAUGUAUUCAGAAUGGACAUCCCUAAGUUUGGAGGUGCAACAAACGGGCGAGGAGGGUCAAAGUGUUUUGGAAAAAUUUGGAUUACCCGUUAGCAAAGAAGUUACUUUAGGUUUAGUACGUCAACUUGCCAGUAAUCUUGGAUUAACACAGCCUCCUGAACCAAGCUCUUUAACUACAGACAGAGAUGUUCAAUGGUGCAUGGAAGUCUUAUGCUUCGGUUUAUCGUUGCCACUUUCAGAACACGAAGCUAUUAAGGAUUGUGUAAAUGUAUAUUGUGAGUGGCUUACAGCGCUGCUACCAAAUCCCAAAGUUUGUGUUCCACAACCAAUAAUUGAUGAUCCCAACAUUUACUCCAGGAAAAUUAUUGCACAUUUGCACUAUCUCUUCGUGCCCCGCAAAGGAGAAGACUGGCCUUUCUUAUAUCAGGACCUAGGAUUUGAUACAAUAAACAGGCAGGCAGUGCUGUGUCACCGUGUUUUAAGAACGUUACAACAAAUUGCACAUCACUCAAAAGUACUAGAGAGAGAAACUUGGGAGGCCCUCCUUCUAUUUCUUCUCGCAAUAAAUGAUACUCUGCUGUCACCUCCCACAGUAAAAGAUGAUGUGGCUGAUCAGUUAUGCGAAAGGGUUUUAAGCGUUCUUUUUGAGAUCUGGUUGGUGGCUUGUGCUCAAUGCUUUCCUUCUCCACCGCUUUGGAAGACUCUAAGAGAGUCCUGCAUGAAUUGGAGGCAUAGAGUUGCCCUUAUAGAACAGUGGAAUCGAGUAAAUUUAGCAUUAACCUCCAAAGUCCUAAUUUUUAUGUAUGGACCAUCAUUCCCGGAACUGAAAAUAGGCGAAGAUGACUUAAUUCCGCAAGGAAUGUCUAAUGACUGCAUAGCCCAGAGUUGGUACAGGUUUUUGAACACGAUCGGUAAUCCUGUUAGUCUAACUAAGCCUGAAGUCAUCAGUCAAACUCAAAAAUUCUUGCAGUUUGCAAUAAGUAACGAUGAAGUGGUGGAUCCGUGUCAACAUCCUUGUUUGCAGGCGUUGCCUAUAAUUUUCUUGAAAGCAAUAAAAGGCAUUGCGGGACAAGUUGACGCAUUCUUGGGUAUUGCACAGCCUAUAUGGUGGGAUACUGUGGUGACAGGUGGCAACACUGAUAAGAGCAAAGAGAUUCCACCAAUUACGCACUCCCCCACUCCUCCAACUCAACGCAGAUUAGCGAAAAGUUUUAGUGUAGCACCAUCUUCUGUUAAUAAGGGUAUCCCCAAAGCAUCUUUAAUAGGUCUAACCACUAGCAGAAGCUCAGCAGUUCCACAAACAUCAGCUCCCAAUUCUGGUCCUUCAUCGACAUCGAGUAUAUCAUCUUUAGCAUCGUUUGGUUCAGAACCAAGAACUCCCUUGGCACCUGGUAGAGCAAAAUGCAACACGAUUUUACAUCUAUUUGGAGAAUGGCUGUUCGAAGCAGCAUUUAUUGGUUGCGAAUUGCCACAAAGACAAUUGAGCGAACAAAGUAAACGACCCAGUUCCAUCGUAAUGGAUAGUAAGUCCUCCCUAAACUAUUCCCAACCAGGAUCAAUGAGUGACUCAAGUGAGUUGCCACCAGGAUUAACUAUCGACAAAUAUGAGAGCGGCAGAGCAGAGGCGUUAGGAACACUAUGUAGAAUAAUGUGUGCGAAGAAAACCGGUGAAGAAAUUUUACCAGUGUAUCUGGCAAGGUUUUAUCUGGCGAUUCUGCAAGGUCUGAAAGUGCCCCCGAACAAAGAAUGUGGGGAAUGUAUGGCUGCGAUUUUAAUAAACUCGGCCGAUCUGUUUCAUUUAGAUUUAGACGGUGUUAGAAUACUAGUGCCCGCUUUUAUUUCAGCCCUGGAAGUAGUGUUGCCUGAUAAAGAUUUAAAAUUGAGUGGCAAUGUAAAUAAGGUAGAACUAAGAAAAUCAUCUAUACAACUGUUGUUGUCCAUGCUAGUGUUACCGUUACAUUUCCAAAAUAUCAUGAUUAAGGAGCUUAUAAAUACCGGGUCAAAUGAAAGGCCGAUAACUUUUGGUCAGCUCAAGCCUAAGUUAAUGAAUCUUCUAAUGAAUGCGUUGCAAAUCGAAUCUGAUCCACAGAAUACUCACAUGUUGUUGGGUGGAUUGUUUUUGUGCGUGCAAGAUUCUGCGAUUUAUGAAAAAGUGGAGCAAGUUACUCAGCCGUCUACUGAGACUUCCUCUAAUUUACUCAGUUCGGCUUCUGAUUCGGCAAGUAUGGCCAGCAUGGCUAGCAGCGAUCGUUCUACUCCUGAUCAGUUUGGCCCUUCUGAAUAUGAUCCACUGUUGUCGCCCAUAGAUUCUGCUCAUGCUCUCUUUGUUAGAGCUACGUACUUGGUGUGUCAUCGUUUGAUAUCAUCUUGGAAAACAGAUUUAAAUGUGUCACUAGCUGCAUUAGAAUUAUUAUCUGGGUUGGCUAGGAUUCAUAUUAAGGGAUCAGAUGCAAUGGAAUGUAAACGGGCAGUUAAAUGGUUAUGUGAUUACAUUGUAUAUCAAUGUUCAAGACCACCACCCGCCCAUUCCAAAGAUUUACAUUCUACAAUCGUAGCAGCUUUCCAGUGUUGCUCUGUGUGGCUACUAGAACAUCCGUAUUUAUUAAGAGACAAAGAUUGCCUCACAACGGUUUUAGAAGUUGCAGAACUGGGAGUAUCGGGUACUAAAUCAGUCGGAAAACCCGGAGAACCCGUGAAGAUGAAAGAGGAGAAAGAGCUGAAACCUGCCUCUUUGAGAGUACGUGAUGCUGCAGAAAACCUGUUAACAUUAAUUUUGGAACAAGUCGCUUAUUUCCCGAGUGAGUGCGGCCCGGAAUCCAUUUCUUCGUUAUUAGAUGAGGUGUCGCUUCUGAAGCAUUGCAAUUCUUGGCUGACUGGCCGCAAUGAUCAGUCGGCAGCUGUUGAAAGGUUUAGGUAUUUUGUUACCGAGGGUUCUGUUAUGUUGGCACUAUUGGAAGAACCUCUAGGAAAUGAUCAGGACCCACAGCCUACAGUUACUCUGCUAAUUCGGGGACCGUUUGGCAGGCAUGCGUGGACUAUGCAACUCAGGCAUUUGCCGAGACACAGAUCGGGUACAAAAUACCACGCACAUAACGCCUGUCGGCCAGUGGUUAUGCAGGAUACCCCCGUUCGAUCCCAGGUCAAGCAAAAAUACUUCCCAGAUAGUGUCGAUAGAGUGAUACAAUGUAAAGUAGAUCAGUCCAUUCCAUCUCUAGAAUCAGUAUUAUCCCAAGACGAGACCAUCAGUAAAGAAACGGAGAUGUUAUCUCAGUUGAUGGGAAGACAAACAGCAGUCGAAUUGAAUAUUGCUCAACUGCAGUCGUCUACGGUUUUAGAAGAAUGUACUCCGCCCCCAGCUUGUCAUGAUUUUCAAACUGCUAGGCUGUUUUUGUCGCAUUUUGGUUUAUUGUCACUCGAUGACUCAGAGGAGGAGAAUGGAUCUACUUUAUCGGCCAUCGACAGCAGUGCUACAGAAUUUUGCAGAGAUUUAAGUCUUCUCGAUAAUAUGAGUCCAAGGACUUGCGAUACGGUGCAUAUAUUUUACGUAAGAUCUCAGCAAACUCAGGCGCAAGACAUUGUAAGCAACAUUCUCAAUCAGGGUAGUAUUUCUUCUUAUUUUUGGGAAUUUAUACACAGCUUAGGGUGGCCUGUUGAAGUUAACAAGCAUCCAGGAUGGACUGGCCACACAUCAACUAGUUGGAAAGUUGUAACGGGUGCGGAACAGAGUACAACACCAAAACAAAAAUUGUACGAUGGAUCAUCUCAUGUUCUUUACUGGGCAGAUGCUUGCUCGGAAAUAGCAUUUGUUGUACCCUCUCAGAUAAAAUCUUCUGAAUCUCAAAUGGAUCAACCUAGUUUCAAUACAAGCAGUUUGUCUUCUUGGAACGAUAAAAGUUGGGGCGACUCCAACAGAGACAAGAGAACCUUAAGCCUCGAUUUGGAAAAGCAACCCGUUCCUCCAAAAAGAGCUGGGCAUCGGUCUAACAUACACCCUCACACCAAUACAAAAAUAAUGGUUGUCUGGUUGGAAAGUUUUGAGGACCAUUUAAAUCUUCCAAUAGGCGAUCUUUUAAAUUGUAUGAACACGGGCCUUGAAAGAGGAGCAGUUCCUAAAACAAGCGACGUUCUGGUGAUCUAUUUGCAUUUAUUAUCUACCGGGCUUUUAAGGAUUCAUUUGCAAGGACCUACAGGGCGUGUAGGAUUAGCUUCGCCAUUGGUGGAUGGAAUGGUCGUUAGUAGAAGAGCUCUAGGUCCUCUUGUACGUUACACUGCCUUGAAUAUGGCUCGUAGAAGGCGACUAGAUUCAGACAGUUAUCAGCCUCCACAUGUCCGCAGAAGACUAAAAAUCCAGGAAAUCGUCCAGAAAUAUAAAAGGGAGAUGAGUAAACCGGAAUUAUUAACGUACUUAUUUAGUAGCACUUAA